AUGAGAGACCUAAUCAAGGUCGCUGCGGACGGCUCGAGAACGCUGAAGGACACUCAGGAACUUGAGGAGAACGCUAAACUUGCGAGGAGGAUAUUUGACGUUGCUCCGGAUGAAUGGAAGCAGCUGCUCCUGGCGCCAGUCACGGCGCGUACGGUGCUCACGGUCUCCAAGUUCGUGUUGAAGGCGGGGAUGAGCUACGGGAUCAGGAGAAUUGAAGGAGUGGAGGGUGAAACCCUAGUCUGCCGUGCUGUCAACUGCUUUUGGGGGGUUCUGGGGGGCGAGGAGGAGAGGUUCUGCAACUUCCUAUCGCACGAGGUGACUCUUGCGGUGGUCAGGGAGGGCCGCUUCCUCGGUCCGGCAGGGGCCCCCAAGGCAAGGUUGCUCUGUUCGCCCAUCUGGGAAGGGGACCGCCCGGCGCAAUUGAGGCAGCUCAAGGAGGGUUUCAAGCGCUGGGGCGGGAAGCCGAAGCAGCAGACUACGUGGGAGGAGGUUCGUGGCCGUCCGAUCGACUGGUGGGGAGCUGUUGCAUUUUCUGGGGGCCGGUUUGGCCUGCCCAGACGCGGGGAGAAGGAGACUUUGGAGCAUGGGCUCUUUUUUGCCCACGCAUCCAGCCGGUGGUUCGGGCGCUCCUGA
Closterium sp. NIES-65 is the source of this 633-nucleotide messenger RNA. The record is from the annotation of a GenBank genome assembly. NCBI's taxonomy places the organism in Eukaryota, Viridiplantae, Streptophyta, Zygnematophyceae, Desmidiales, Closteriaceae.